UUUUCUCCACCUUUUUACAUAGAAAAUCUGAACGCAGCUCUUGCGCGGGUCUAUAUAUGCAAGUUUGUUUGGCCUUUGGACCUCAUACGCAUCAGAUCUGUGACUCCAGAUCUGUACUUUCUCUCUCUCUCUCUCUCUCCUAUCUCACAUCUCUCUCCACUCUUUCGAAAGCUAACGAUCAUAGCAAGGCUAUCAAGAACAGGUAAAAAUGGUGAAGAUCUGUUGCAUUGGAGCCGGCUAUGUUGGAGGCCCUACCAUGGCCGUGAUAGCACUGAAGUGCCCCUCAAUAGAGGUGGCCGUUGUUGAUAUAUCUACAUCACGGAUCGCUGCUUGGAAUAGUGAGCAACUCCCCAUCUACGAGCCAGGCCUUGAUGAUGUGGUAAAGAAGUGCAGAGGGAAGAACCUUUUCUUCAGUACUGAUGUUGAAAAACAUGUUUUCGAGGCAGACAUCGUCUUUGUUUCAGUUAACACUCCUACAAAAACUCAAGGCCUUGGAGCCGGCAAAGCUGCUGAUCUGACCUAUUGGGAGAGUGCUGCUCGUAUGAUAGCUGAUGUAUCAAAAUCCAAUAAAAUUGUUGUUGAAAAAUCAACAGUCCCUGUGAAAACAGCUGAGGCAAUAGAAAAAAUUCUGACCCACAACAGCAAAGGUAUCGACUUCCAGAUUCUCUCUAACCCGGAAUUCCUUGCUGAGGGAACUGCAAUAAGUGACCUUUUCAAUCCUGACCGCGUUCUCAUCGGAGGUAGGGAGACCCCAGAGGGCCAGAAGGCAAUCAAAGCACUCAAAGAUGUCUAUUCCCACUGGGUUCCUGAAGAACGGAUCAUUUGCUCUAAUCUGUGGUCUGCUGAGCUUUCCAAGCUUGCAGCUAAUGCUUUCUUGGCACAGAGGAUCUCUUCAGUGAAUGCCAUGUCAGCACUCUGCGAGGCAACCGGUGCAGAUGUCUCCCAAGUGUCACAUGCUGUGGGUAUGGACACGAGAAUUGGACCCAAAUUCCUCAAUGCAAGUGUGGGUUUUGGGGGUUCUUGCUUCCAGAAGGACAUCUUAAACUUGGUCUACAUUUGCGAAUGCAAUGGCCUCCCCGAGGUUGCGAACUACUGGAAACAGGUCAUUAAGAUCAAUGACUACCAAAAGAACCGCUUUGUGAACAGGGUGGUUUCCUCAAUGUUCAACACUGUUUCAGGUAAGAAGGUUGCUAUUCUAGGAUUUGCUUUCAAGAAGGAUACUGGUGAUACAAGAGAGACCCCGGCCAUUGACGUGUGCAAAGGACUAUUGGGGGACAAAGCCCAGUUGAGCAUAUACGAUCCACAGGUUACUGAAGACCAGAUUCAGAGGGAUCUUUCAAUGAAGAAGUUCGACUGGGACCAUCCAAUUCAUCUUCAGCCAAUGAGUCCUACUACUGUCAAGCAAGUCAGUGUGGUUUGGGAUGCUUACAAUGCGACAAAGGAUGCUCAUGCCCUUUGCAUUUUGACCGAGUGGGAUGAGUUCAAAUCACUCGAUUUCCAGAAGAUCUAUGACAAUAUGCAGAAGCCCGCGUUUGUUUUUGAUGGCCGGAAUAUUGUGGAUGCGGAGAAGCUGAGAGGAAUCGGGUUUAUUGUUUACACCAUUGGUAAGCCAUUGGAUGCUUGGCUUAAGGACAUGCCUGCCGUGGCUUAAAGAAUGAUUAUCGUUAUCGGCUUUUUGUGGGUGGCUCAGGGUAGAAUUACAAGUAUAAGAGGAUGGAGAAUUUACUUACUAUACAGUGUUAUUACUCUUUUGUUUCUGUUAGACUUGGUACUAUGUUGUCUAAGAGUAACUAGACUUGGUACUAUGUUGUCUAAGAGUAACUAAGUGUCCGAAUUGUUGUCUGUAGUUAGUGAAAAAUAUGAAUUUUGUUCUUUGGUGGUUUAUUGUAAUAAAUCAGCACCCAGCAAAUACAAAUAUUUUCUAAAUAUAUCUAUCUCCUUUUGCAGUGA
Molecule: messenger RNA, 1950 nt
Organism: Cornus florida
Lineage: Eukaryota; Viridiplantae; Streptophyta; Magnoliopsida; Cornales; Cornaceae
Product: UDP-glucose 6-dehydrogenase 1-like
Exons: 2
Coding region: 209-1651 (480 amino acids)
Biological process (GO): glycosaminoglycan biosynthetic process
Cellular component (GO): cytosol; nucleus
Molecular function (GO): UDP-glucose 6-dehydrogenase activity; NAD binding
Source: RefSeq, a predicted model, not a curated record